AUGCCACCCGUUCUCUCACUCACAUCCGAUGCCCGGUCAUCGUCAUUAGACCUUCCAACGUACCUUUCAUCUCUCACCUUUGCCGAAAGACAAGCUCUCGACGCCCCGUCAGAUUUCCUCCAGAACACCAAAAGAAGCCACACCACAUCAACACUCCAGUCACUCGCCUCAAGAUCCUUGACUGCACGCGAUGCAGCCCAUACCACGCACAUCAACCCCAAAGCGGGUGGCGUGGACCCCAAUGCAAUAAACAUGAAGGGCGUCCAGGCUGCUUUCGCUCUCAUCGGCGUCGGAUUCGUUGUCUUGAUCAUCUGGUUCUUCUUCUGGGCGAAGAACGGCGGAUUUCAGUGGAAGAAGAAUGAUUGGGAAGAGUACAAGUCGACAGUCUUGAGACGGAAGGGACCCAAUGGUACUACACUCAGUAAUGCAACAAAGAGCACAAAACUAGGUGGCGGUAGCGUCGUCGGUCAAGGCUACAGUGACGACGGCGCAUCUUGGACGGGUACAGAAAGCGUGACCGAGAUGUCCUCAGAAGCACCGGUCAUGAAGGAGAAGAACAAAGCACGCAGCAAGAAGGCAGGAGCGAAGGAGGCCAAGAUCCGUCAGGUGCAAGAGAGCCGAUGGGAAGGUGGUCACGACGACGAUAUGCGUGCCUACCGACACGAGAAGCCUGCCAAAGUUGGUGGCAUUAACCGGGAAUCAGAGGCAAAGUUCUACGGCACAGAUUACACGGCGACAAAUGCAUCCGAGACCCGCUCGAACGUUCGGCGAGACUUCUCAUAUGGUCAGGAAAGCGACUUCUCUACUCCCCAGCACGAGCCUCAACCACCCAGACCACCUCGUCAUGCAUCUCCGAGCAAAGCCAGAGUCAACCGACAGAGUGUGCCAGGCAGCUACGCUGAGCCAUUGGACUUCUCGGAUACUCAAAGCCAGAACACAAAAAGCUACCAUCACCCCAUUCCAGGUCUCGGCAAGAACGCAAACGGAGGCUUCAGACGGAACAGAGACGAUCCAUUGGCCGACUGA
Molecule: messenger RNA, 1026 nt
Organism: Cyphellophora attinorum
Lineage: Eukaryota; Fungi; Ascomycota; Eurotiomycetes; Chaetothyriales; Cyphellophoraceae
Exons: 1
Coding region: 1-1026 (341 amino acids)
Source: RefSeq, a predicted model, not a curated record